Molecule: messenger RNA, 2226 nt
Organism: Diplodia corticola
Lineage: Eukaryota; Fungi; Ascomycota; Dothideomycetes; Botryosphaeriales; Botryosphaeriaceae
Product: plasma membrane channel protein
Exons: 6
Coding region: 1-2226 (741 amino acids)
Biological process (GO): chloride transmembrane transport
Cellular component (GO): cortical endoplasmic reticulum
Molecular function (GO): chloride channel activity
Source: RefSeq, a predicted model, not a curated record
AUGGUCCCCGACAUGGGCUUGAAAGAAGCUCUGACCCCUCCAUUGCGGGGCGUCACAUAUCAUGAUGUAUAUGUUGUACACUACAACUUUGCUGAUGUUGACCAUUCUACUGCCGUCGAGGAGUUCUGCACCCUGCUUGCGGACUUGGAGUCAGUGGGACUGCACACUGAAGUCCGGGCCGGCUAUGACCGGACUCUGCUGGUUUUCGUAAAGGCUUCACACGAGCUGCUUGGAAGAGAGGUGUACAAGUCUAGGGUCAAGGAUUGGCUAUAUGGAAUCACUCGCGAACACCCUGGUGGCGGAAAAGAUACAGUAGUGGAUGGUGAAUUCGAAGCGGAGGACAUCCUCUCCAUGUUCCAUUUGGUUUCCUGGAAAAAAGAGCUCGGCGGCGCCGGCAUAACUCCCCAGUCGGGAAAAUGGGAGAACGUGGAAUCCAUCUUCCCUCUGCACAACAAGAAAAAGAACCAAGAGCUCCUGCUUCAUCUAAGCAAGAGCAUCUUCCUGAGAGUCGAAGACCUUGACAAGAUCAGAGACCUCUUUGGAUCGAAAGUUGCCUUCUACUUUGCCUUCCUGCAGACUUACCUGGUUUUUCUGUUCUUUCCCGCCAUCACCGGAUUCCUCGCAUGGAUGUUUCUUCCGCAGUACUCACUUCUCUAUGCCUUGAUCACGAGCCUGUGGUGUACGGUCUUCCUGGAAUACUGGAAGUUGCAACAGGUCGAUCUGAGCCUUCGCUGGGAUGUGAGAGGCGUCGGAACCUUGAAGGUCAACCGUCCAACCUUCCUACCCGAGAAGGUAAUCACAGAUCAUGUCACUGGCGAGGUGAUACACUAUUUCCCCAAGUGGAAGCAGAUUACCCGGCAGACACUGCAGAUACCUUUCAUACUCGUCUCUUUUCUUAUACUCGGAGCUUUCGUUGUCAUUGUUUUUGCAGUAGAGGUUCUCAUCUCGGAGGUCUACGAAGGCCCUUUCAAGGACUUGCUGGAAUACCUCCCCACCAUCCUUCUUGCUGCCCUCCUGCCAUUCAUCAAUACUUUUCUUGAAGGAAUUGCAACUGCCCUUACGGAAUACGAAAACCACCGCACCCAGGAUCGGCACGAAAUGUCCAUCACUCAAAAGAUCUUCGUACUCAACUUCAUCACCGAGUACCUGCCAAUUUUCCUCACUGCCUUCGUCUACGUCCCGUUCGGGGAUGCCGUCGUCCCGCAGCUCGAGCUACUCCUACGGCGCUUUUUGGGCGACGCGGCCCCCUUAUCCCUUGGCAGCAACUUCCACAGCGACCCCAACCGGCUGCGAAACGAGGUCAUCGCGCUGUCAGUCACGGGCCAGAUCUCCAACUUCGGCGAGGAGCUCGUGCUGCCGUACCUCAAGCACAAAGCGUCGCGGUGGUGGAAGGAGUACCGGGCGGAGCACUCGCACACGGCGACGAUCAACACGGUGGUGCGCGACGAGCCGGACGAGGCCGACUUCCUCAGGCGGGCGCGCAACGAGGCGUCGCUGGAGCCGUACAACGUGCAGGACGACCUGACGGAGAUGGUGAUCCAGUUCGGGUACCUGGCGCUCUUCUCGCCCGUGUGGCCGCUCGUCAGCAUCGGCUUCCUGCUCAACAACUGGGUCGAGCUGCGCUCCGACUUCCUCAAGAUCUGCAUCGAGCACCAGCGGCCCGCCCCCGUCCGCACCGACGGCAUCGGCCCCUGGAUCGACUCGCUCGGCUUCCUCACCUGGCUCGGCUCCAUCUCCACGGCGGCCGUCGUCCACCUCUUCGGCAACGGCAACACCAACGCCAACGCCACCCUGAGCGUCAAUCCAGGCCUCCCCGGCCGCAGCUCCUGGCACGCCCUCCCCACCACCAUCUUCAUCACCGAGCACAUCUACCUCGUCCUCCGCUACGCUGUCGCGUACGCGCUGCGGCGCUUCGGCAGCGACCAGAUCCGCAAGGAGCGCGCCCAGCGCUACGCCCGCCGCAAGCGCGUCCUCGCCGAGCUCGAGUCUCGCGGAGACUGCUCGCUGGGCGCCGGGCUCGCCGGCGCGGACAAGGAGCGCCGCAAGUCGCUGCUGCUGCUCAUGGGCCACGACGACCACCGCUUCUGGACGAGGCAGAUCGAGGACGGCGUCAGCGCGGAGGUGGGCGUGGGGUUGAUCAGGGCGCUGAGGAAGACGGAGGAGGCGAGGGGGGAGGAGGAGAAGGAGAAGGCGGCGGCGGCGGCGGCGAUGACGAAGGAGGAUUGA